Messenger RNA from Homarus americanus (American lobster), 9800 nucleotides. Its product is annotated as histidine-rich glycoprotein-like. The transcript is spliced from 3 exons. The record is from RefSeq and is a predicted model, not a curated record. NCBI's taxonomy places the organism in Eukaryota, Metazoa, Arthropoda, Malacostraca, Decapoda, Nephropidae. Bases 1753 to 2664 code for a protein of 303 amino acids.
AGAAUUAAAUGUAAGUGUGGUAGUAAAGCGUGUGUGCAUUGAAUGUAUGUGUGGAUGUAAGAGUGUGUGUACGUAAUAAAAUGGUUGUGCGGGUGUAAUAGUGCGAGUGUGUACGUAAGAGUGCAAGUGUGUAUGUAAGAAUGCAAGUGUGUAUGUAAGAGUGCAAGUGUGUAUGUAAUAGUGCAAGUGUGUAUGUAAGAGUGUAAGUGUGUAUGUAAGAGUGCAAGUGUGUAUGUAAGAGUGUAAGUGUGACUGUAAGAGUGCAAGUGUGAAUUAUAAGAGUGUAAGUGUGACUGUAAGAGUGCAAGUGUGAAUUAUAAGAGUGUAAGUGUGAAUGUAAGAGUGCAAGUGUGUAUGUAAGAGUGUAAGUGUGUAUGUAAGAAUAUAUAUAUGUGGUUGUAAGAGAUACGUGAUUUCCUGCAGGUGAGAGAUGAUAGUAAGGAGAUGCUCUGAUGUUGACGUGUACAAUCCUUGUUGACCCCCGUACCUGGUAGUUUGGAAGAAAGAGUCUACUCAUAAUAGUCUAACAUAUCAUAAGAAAAUCUGGCCUCAAGCUAAACGAUUCAAGAAAUGGUUCUUUUGUUUAAGCUGACAAUUAUCUCCUGAUUCUUUGAAACGAAUAUUGUUUCAGGAGAUAUAUAUAUAUUUUUUUUAUUUUUUUUGGUUCUGUUGAUCAAAAUGAAAUUCUGUCUUCAUUCUCUGAUGUCACUACCAUUCAUGAUCAUCACUGCUUUGUCUUUAUUACUGAAUCAAACACCGCUGUUAUGUAGAGGUUAUUUUUAAGAUAUGCUCUCUGGAAGUUCGUUUAUUAUAAUACAAUCUAAGCACGUGCCAUGUAAUAUAGAACUAAUCUAAUAAAAUUAAGAACUAUUUCCUUAGUGCUCCCGAUUUCAUCACGGUCAACCAACACGUUCAUUGGAGUCCCUUCAUUAUAGAACUGAACAAGUAAACAGUAGGUGGUUCUUCGUGUACAGAUAAAUGUGUCUCUCUAACCUUACAGUAAAGAUGAACAUUUAAGUGCUAAUGACACAAGUAUGCAGGUGAUCUACUCCCUAAGUCCUCUGACGGUAUAGUGGCUAUCAUUAGUGACGAAUGUUACAGGGCUGUGGUUAUAUGUAAGGUUCAUAACGCUUAUACUUGUCUCUCAAAUCUUUGUUGUAGUUUGGAGGAUAUGUGUCAUCAUCAAGGAUACAUGAUAUCACCACCACGUAGAUGAUACAUGUGUCACUACUACUACGUGAGGAUAAAUGUGUCAUCAUAAAGAAGAGGACAUAUGUAUCACCAUCACGUUAAGGAUCCAUGUAUCACCAUCACGUCAAAUAUGAAUAUCAUCAUCACGUUAAAGGAUGUAUGUGUCACCAUCUGGAGGAUCUGGGCAUCAAUCUCACACACUCAGGAACAAGAAAGACAAGGACAUUGGAACGAGAUACUCAAGACAUAAGAGAUAGGCUGCCUGAGUGAAUGAAUAACAGGAACAGGGAAUUGAGGCGAACCAUUCACGUACUGUGGGGAAGAGCUUUGGUUGGUGGAUUAAGGAAGGAACAGUUUACUAGCUGAAGAAAGAGUCAGCCAUGUGUCGGGGUCUGAGUACAGAGGAAUGCGUAGGUGCCAGGGAGAUUUGAGGUCAAAACGUUUGAGUUGCAUGGCUAAUUCAUUGGACCACAACCAUGGACUUAGAGACAGGCCACAACCACGGACUUACUGUAGAGACAGGCAACAACUAUGGACUUACUGUAGAGACAGGUCACAACCAUGGACUUAGAGACAGGCCACAACCAUGGACUUACUGUAGAGACAGGCCACAACCAUGGACUUACUGUAGAGACAGGCCACAACCAUGGACUUACUGUAGAGACAGGCCACAACCAUGGACUUACUGUAGAGACAGGCCACAACUAUGGACUUACUGUAGAGACAUGCCACAACCAUGGACUUACUGUAGAGACAUGCCACAACCAUGGACUUACUGUAGAGACAGGCCACAACCAUGGACUUACUGUAGAGACAUGCCACAACCAUGGACUUACUGUAGAGACAGGCCACAACCAUGGACUUACUGUAGAGACAGGCCACAACUAUGGACUUACUGUAGAGACAGGUCACAACCAUGGACUUACUGUAGAGACAGGUCACAACCAUGGACUUACUGUAGAGACAGGCCACAACCAUGGACUUACUGUAGAGACAGGCCACAACCAUGGACUUACUGUAGAGACAGGCCACAACCAUGGACUUACUGUAGAGACAGGCCACAACCAUGGACUUACUGUAGAGACAGGCCACAACCAUGGACUUACUGUAGAGACAGGCCACAACCAUGGACUUACUGUAGAGACAGGCCACAACCAUGGACUUACUGUAGAGACAGGCCACAACUAUGGACUUACUGUAGAGACAGGCCACAACCAUGGACUUACUGUAGAGACAGGUCACAACCAUGGACUUACUGUAGAGACAGGCCACAACCAUGGACUUACUGUAGAGACAGGCCACAACCAUGGACUUACUGUAGAGACAGGCCACAACCAUGGAUUCUGGAAGGGCCGAAACUAUAGACUACAAAACGUACCGUCACCAUGGACUUAUAGAGACGGGUCAGAAUCACGGACAGAGGGAUUUUACUAUUGCCACGGACGAAGCAACGGGCCCAAACCAUGGAUUUAGGUACGGACAAAAACUAUGGACUUAUGAAUAAAAAGAUUUAUCGGUGUUAAAGGCAUAGUAACGGACCAGAGACAGUAGGUUAACGGACUUACGGAUAAACUAGAACCACGGACUACAAAACUUAGCAUUGCUACGGACUUAGGAAAGAGUCAAAGCCACGACUUUAGAAGCAGGUCAAUGUCACGGCCAAAACGAUAGGACAUUUGGUACGGACUCAGGAACGGACUAAUGUCAUAGAAUGAUAAAGGGACUGGAACCACGUACUAAGGAACGUGACAUUACCACAAGAUGAGUAACGUACAAGAAUGGCAGAUAGAUGGACAUGCUAGCGUCAGGCAGUGAUGGACGCGAUUGAGACACCAAGAUAUGCAAGAAAAACUAAACGAAACACGAACUGAGAUAAAGUAACACCUGGAACUGAUGAAAGUUUGUCCAGAAGAAUCGAGGAAUGUCCAGAGUCACGGUCUGAGGGACGAAACUGGGGCACCAUAGAACGUGAGUCUCCCAAUGAGGCCAAAGUUGCCAAACCGGAACUGCUACAUCCCAGGUGUCCAACUUAAAAUGUGGAAUGUACAGCUCAUCACCUUUUUUUUUUUUCCAAUUAGUUAACCCGAAUUUCACUUGAGCUGUUCCUGUGUACAUAGAACUUCUUUGCAUGUACACACACUUGCAUAUAUACAUAAAUAUACCUGUAAAAUAAGCGUAUACAAACUUAAGACCACACCCUGCCAACACUGUAUGUCCGGUGUUGUUCGUGUAUAUGCGUAAUACACAUUUCCCUGUCAGUGAGGCAUUGUUUUCCCGUCAUGCAUAAUAUUGGUUAUGAUGUUAUAUGAUAUAGACAAUAUAGGCACAUAUACAGCAAAAGAAAAAACAUGAAUAGACAAAAUAUUUACAUUUCUACACCCUUAACCAAAGGACUAAGAGAAAUUGCCGUGACCCACCCAUGUUUUAUACUUGUCUGUGUGAUAUGAAUGUGUAUUAAAACUGUCUGUAGUGUCUCAUUAUAUGUGCUUGUUUUAGGAUAAAUGUUUAUCUGUUUUAUCAUAUGCUGUGAAUCUGGAUGACUCUACCUACCUGUAUUGUGUUACAGGUGUAGCUGACUGCAUUGAAUGAGGGAAAUUAGGACUGUCUGUGUUGACGUAUGUAUAAACUGUGAUGAAGAGUAAGUGUGACUGUGCCUGCCUAAGGUGAAGGGUACGUAAGACUGUGCUUCUCUGUGUCGAAGGGUACGUAAAGCUGUACCUGUCUGUGAUGAGGGUACGUAUAACUGUACCUGUCUGUGUCGAAGGGUACGUAUAACUGUACUUGUCUGUGUCGAAGGGUACGUAUAACUGUACCUGUCUGUGUCGAAGGGUACGUAUAACUGUACCUGUCUGUGUCGAAGGGUACGUAUAACUGUACUUGUCUGUGUCGAAGGGUACGUAUAACUGUACCUGUCUGUGAGGAGGGUAUGUAUAACUGUACCCGUCUGUGUCGAAAGGUAUGAAUAACUAACUGUACCUAGCAGUGUAAAGAAGUAUAUGCACUGUUUGUCAGAUACAGAUAUGUAUGACUUUACCUAAUGUAUACCUGCGUAGUGAAGUAUACAUGACUUAUCUACGCUUGUAUUGAGGAGUGUAACGACUGCCUUGUGUUAAGGAGAAUCUAUUUCUGUAUUUGGCUGAAUCAUGUGUCUUCAGUUUACUUUGGAACCUUACAACAUAAGUGACGUUGGUUUUGGGCGUUUCUUGGGGUUUUCUCUGUGUGAAAUGAACCAAUAAUUAAAUAGAUAAGAUUGUAUAUAACUAAAAUAGAUGGAAAAAAAUUCAUGUCUUGCUAGUGUAACUUGGCUGGUGUCUUUUCUUGAGUCCUUCCACAACAUGAGAAUGUGCCAAGUAAUGAUACAAUAUCCAAGGCAGUAAGUAUCAUUAAUAAUACCCUAUUACUACCAUGUGUGGAUGUUUAUCCUUGAUCCCUUAAUGACUAUGAGUAACUUCCAUGAUUUAAUUAGUGAAGGAUGAUGAAACUUAAGCGUUUCUUUGAAUAUUAAAUAUUUCCUCGUGAGAAUGUGAAAUUAGUGCCAGGAAUUCGUGGAAUCUUCCUUACCUGAGUGCAUCUAUGGGUAGUUCUUAGCGUACACAAGCUGUAUCUGCGGUUGUAUUUUGGUAUUUAUUGUUUAUAGAGUAUACGCUGAAUAACAAAGUGCACUUUAUAUAAAUGUAAUUGUAAUUUUAAUAUUACAUCAUGUCAUGCAAUGACAUAUUGAUGAGCAUCACCUUCCUGGUCUAUGCUAAAAAGAAAUGACAAAGCUUACUUUUACUGGUAAACCUGUUCAGCAGCUUACACAGUGUGCACCACCUGCCAUGUCUUCAGGUGCUUCAUAAAGAAAUAAGAUUUUUGCUGGUAAGACUAGUAGUGUGACCUCUCAAGUGCUUUCCAGUAUGUGUAAGAACACCUGCUAGUGUCUUUCAGCGUAUACGAGGGUUGAUUUAUGCGUUUUGGUUUACUGUUAAUGUUGGUUUUUUUAGGAUAUACACUUCAUCAAACCACUUUGAAUGCCUAUAUAUACUGAUAUUGUAUUAUCAGUUCAUCCUAAGACCACCAUUAACAUUGUUAACAACUGUCUUUUGUACUUGAAAAUCUAUAUCAGUAUAUCUGAUAGAAUACUGGCAGGUUUUAUACAGAACUCACUCCUACUGUUCACUGCACCUAUGAUUGUAUUUCAACUUGUAUCUAAAAUUUAUAUUUAUAUUUGACUGACCACGUAAUGCAUGGAAAUGUACCUGUAGAGUUAUGUGACGAUAUUUGAGGGUAGACAUGGAUGUACUAAUACUGCUGUGAAUGCAGUAAUUAUAUCUUACGCAGUCAUUAUGUUUCAAGUGUAGAAAAUGUCUGUACUAUAGUUUAAUUGAUAAAUUCUUCGGCAGGUAAAACAGUAUGAAUAGUUCAGUAGUUUUUCUUUCACGUUAGAGAGAUAGUGAGAAAGCUGUUGCAGGGAUAUGACAGCUUGCAUGUAUCAACAACUGCUUUCCAAGUACAUUAUAAUAAUUAACAAUGUAUUUUGACAGCUUUUAUGAUAGCGGAGGUGGUAGGUGGUCUAGUAAUGUCUCUAGAAUAAACAUACUGUAGUGCACACACUAAUUGACCUGAACAAAACUUUAUUGGUUAAGUGCACAGAAUACAAGAGACAAUACGUGCACCUGAGAAUGUUCCUUCUGUUAAUGGAGUAACCAUCUGAGUCAUACAACUCUGUAAGUCUCAUAAAAAGAAGAAAAACUUUCAACCUAUUUAAUAUGAGAAUUAAGUUAAAAUUGGCGUAAGCUGAGUGUGUGGAGUUGAACUUGGUGAUACGGUGUCUCGUAUAGUAUUUUCCGUGUGUUGUGUAUCUGAAACUUUAGGUUGGUGUUUAUAAUAUUACUGAACAUUUUCGAGUGUGUGAGUGAGAGUUUGUACUGGUUUAUUAUAUUUGAGUAUACAUGCUGGGUACAUUAUGGUAUAAAUGAUAUUAGUUCUCAACUUCCCAUUCCUAUUAAUGGCUUACACGGGCGCUUAGUGAUUCUUUUUGAUGUAUGUGCUGUAGUCCCAUCGAGUGUUCUAAGUUGUAUCAUUAUAUAUCAUUAUAAGCAAUAUAUGCACUCACACCCUGUGAUAUCCCUCUAAGCAUGCCAUAUAUUUACAUAUUGUUGCGGUUUUAAGUCACUGUCGUUAGAAAGUAUUUGUAUUGAAUUUUAAUUCUAUAAUAGUGUUCGAUGUAGGAGACAUCUCCUUGUUGUUUUGAUAAUGAAGUGCAUUACUGCAUUUGGGAUUCUCGUACAUAUUUUGUCACAAAGGAGUCACAUCCCAGAGACUCCUUCCCUGAGCACCAGUAUUAUUAGUGUUAUUUUGCAAAGCUUGAAAGGCAAGUAGUGUUUAGCAUUCAGAUAUGCUCUAGCAUUCACUUCAUAUUGACAGUAAGAGUUAUUGUUACCGGUUCGUCUAGUUCAAUAGCUCAGCUGUCAAGUUACAGAACAAUCCUGUCAAAUAUAUAUAUAUAUAUAUAUAUAUAUAUAUAUAUAUAUAUAUAUAUAUAUAUAUAUAUAUAUAUAUAUAUAUAUAUAUAUAUAUAUAUAUAUAUUCAGGAAGGUGUGACCCGGCGUUACGCUGCCAAGGUCUUGGUCUUCAAGCGCUGUGGCCUGGUUGCUAGGCACUAUGUGAUCUGGUUUCCUGGCACCAUGAAGCCUGAUCUCUGGGCGCUGUGUUCUGGUAGACAGGUGCUGUGUGGCCUAGUUUCCGAGCUCUGUGUGGCCUAGUAUCCGGGUACUAUGUGAUCUGGUUUCCGGGUUCUGCGUGACCUGUCCUCCAGGUACUGUUUGGUCUGGUCACCAGACUCUACGUGAUCUGGUUUCCGUGCGCUGUGUGACCUGAUCUCCAGGUGCGGCUGGACGUACUGGAGAACUUUCGCCGCUAGGGACACCUUCACCGUUCACUCCUUUCUGUGAAAGGCAAAUUGAACUUUGCCGUUCUUAUGUUAUGCCAAAGGGUGGAUAAAAGUUUUUGUGAUAUUCUCCAAACUCCAUCUAGUUCAUAACGGCCGUUCCAUGUUUGUUAUUAUUCUGCUAAGUGGCCGUGAUGUUAAUUGUGAAUGCGGCCAUCACUUCCACCGUCAUCACCAGAACCUACCAUCACCACCAUAUCUCUCCACACUUCACGGGCGGAACGCGUCAGCUUACUCCCAGUCCCGACUCCCAUAUGCGGCCAUCAACCCUUACCGCUGUUUAAUGCUAGACUGAAACUGGUAGCAAGAGAGCAAUUGCAACAGCAUAUCAAAACAACAAUUGUACAAUUUGUACAUACAGUUUUAAGUUAAUGGUAGAUUAUACGUGUCAUUCAUUUACAACGUUAUCUCUAGGUUCUAUAAAGUAGCCUAAUCAUAUUCUCUCUUCAUUGGGUAUGGAUGAAUGUGUAGCGAGGUUAUGGUACAAGAGCGACCUGUCCACCAGUCGCAAAGCUGCCGUGACCACUGUAGCGGGACAUAGAGAGCCACAAGUCCUGGAUUCUGUUUCAGCUUUGACCACCUGACCGCUGCCACAGUACCCACCUCCCCACAUGUAAACGAACUUGAACAUUGAGAUGGCCAUCCGAAGAUGUGUAUCACUGUAAAACAACUCUAUCAACACAUCUCUGAAGUCACAACAACUCACUCCAUGGGCCUCGAAUAUGAUGAGUGACCAAAGCCUCACAUCAGGCUGCGCAAUGAUAACUGAACACUCCCUGGGAGACAACAUCUACUAGUCCACCCUGGUCUCACCACAAAGGGUACAUGACGCACAUCAAACCAUCCCGACAGCUGACACUUGUUGCACCAUAAGGGUCUCAUCUCCAGGGCCACCAAGUGCAGGCCCAACUUCCCUGGGUGCUAUCACUCCCUAUUCCGCUGCAUAUCAUGGGCAGAAUAAAUUAGCUGGCACCAAUUGAGCGGCAGAUUAUUGGGUUCUGGCACUGAUCUAAUAAUUACUUACGGUUCUGGUACGUGGCAGUGUAACUCUCGCGCCUGACUCUACUUACGGAUGAUCGUGUAAAUAAGAUCCGCCAUAUUUAUUUUUCAGCGGCAACUGAUACUCUUUUCGUUGUCUGCAGGGUGGUCAGUCCUUCUCGUGUUUACUUAGUUUAGUUCAGUGUUGCGUGUUAACCCCCCUUAUGCAAGUGAGUGCCAAAUAACGGGUGGUAUAACGAUACUAAAAGAUCAUAUGAUGUAAGUGAACUUCAGUGUUACUCAACAUUAUAACAAGUGGAUACUUCACAAGAAUCCGGGCUGCUCGAGAGUGGUCCUGAGGAUGUAGAUCCCUACUGCACAGACUUCGUAAUUGUUGAUGUUAUAUAAUAUACAAGUGUGUUGUGACAUACACGUUCUACAUAGAGUCGAUAGUGGUCGGGGGCUGUAACUGAAUUUUGUGACAACUGCAAGCAUGGUAGCAACAAACAAACAUAUAUGGAAUCCAGGAUGGCCUCAGCGUCACAUAUGGAUGGCAAAGAACUGAAAUUCACUCUGUAGUUGGUAAAAGUUGGUCAGCAGAGUUAGUGCACAAAGAUACACCCUUUUUCGGAAUGAAUGAGCAUUUGACUGCUGUUUGAGGAUGCAAAGCACAAUAGUCCGGUAUGACGCAUAUUAUUUGUAACAAUAAUCCGGAAUUACCAGAUAUUUGUAACAAUAGUCCGGUAUGACCAGAUAUUUGUAACAUUAGUCCGGUAUGGCCAGAUAUUUGUAACAUUAGUCCGGUAUGGCCAGUUAUCUGUAUGCAUAUCCUGACCCUAUGAGAAGUCAGGAUAAACCGCUCUCAUGAAGGAUAGACUCAAGCUGCACUUGCUAGGUGAGGUUUUAAUGCCUCCAGCAAUAACUCAGUGGUUAUGAUAAAUACAAUACUCAUUUCGUCUGCUUUGUAACAUAAUGUAUGCUGUAUGUAAAUUAUGUAACUCCAAUGUUUAGAUCAGAAUACUAUAUUUCAUGGUAUUAUUAAAGCGGUCAAGCUCAUCAUUUCGUUCAGGAACCAUAAACUUAUAAUAAAAAAAUCUAUGAAUCAAUGCAACAUUUUUUAUCCAUUUUGAGGUUCACAUUAUUAAGCCUAUUUUGGCACAAAUGGCUUCUAGUUUGUAGAAUAUUAGAAAGUUGCAUAGGCAUUCAGAUGAUCUAAACAACUUGGGCGCGUUUAGGUAGUGAGGAAACUGACGCCGUUUAACUGAUCAUCACUGUAACUAUGAAGUGUUCUGCAGCAGAUAGUGAGAGUGAUACGCUGCAUACUUGUCAAUAGCAGAACAUUCUACCUCGUGUGCACUUGUGUACAAACAGUGACUACCACUGAAACCAGUGUGUCUCGAACUGCGUCUGUUUUCGUAACUCCUAAACAUGCCUUUUAACGGCACUUGAGGACUUUUCCUUUUGGAGGGGCGAGCCAGCCGACACUCUAGGGUGAUGUGUGGGGACUACGUUGGGCCGGUGAGUCCCCAGCAUGUAUGUGGGUGCGGGGAUUACCGGCCCCCAAGUUCCCAUGAGAAGGGCGGGGGCAGUGUGAAGUCACCACUGAGCCCGCCUGCACUCAACGUUGUCCCUCGCUCACGGUCUUCAUUCAGCUUUUUGUCUAAAUGUAAAUUUUGCUCUAUAAAUAAAGUCAUUUCUCUUA